Melozone crissalis (California towhee) is the source of this 2703-nucleotide messenger RNA. RefSeq names its product ankyrin repeat domain 13B (gene ANKRD13B). Gene Ontology annotation, cellular component: cytoplasm. The coding region runs from base 38 to 1915 and encodes 625 amino acids. The transcript has 15 exons. The record is from RefSeq and is a predicted model, not a curated record. Lineage: Eukaryota; Metazoa; Chordata; Aves; Passeriformes; Passerellidae. Gene Ontology annotation, molecular function: protein binding.
CGCCGCGCCCGCCGCGCCGCUCCAGCAUGCACGGAGGAUGCUCGCGUCUUGCUCGGGCAGGAAGGGGCCGGAGGGCAGGUACCCGCUGCAUUACCUCGUCUGGCACAACCGCGCCCGUGACCUGGACCGGGAGCUCAGCGCCAAGCAGGCCGACAUUGAGCAGCUGGACCCCCGAGGACGCACUCCCCUGCACCUGGCCACCACGCUGGGCCACCUGGAGUGUGCCAGGGUGCUGCUGAAGCAUGGCGCCGACGUGGGCAAGGAGAACCGCAGCGGAUGGACAGUCCUGCAGGAGGCUGUGAGCACCCGUGACCUGGAGCUGGUGCAGCUGGUGCUGCGCUACCGCGACUACCAGAGAGCCAUCAAGCGCCUGGCGGGGAUCCCGGUGCUGCUGGAGAAGCUGCGCAAGGCCCAGGACUUCUACGUGGAGAUGAAGUGGGAGUUCACCAGCUGGGUGCCCCUGGUGUCCAAGAUCUGCCCCAGCGACACCUACAAGGUGUGGAAGAGCGGCCAGAACCUGCGGGUGGACACCACGCUGCUGGGCUUCGACCACAUGACCUGGCAGCGGGGCAACCGCAGCUUCGUCUUUCGGGGACAAGACAGCAGUGCGGUGGUGAUGGAGAUUGACCACGACAGGCGGGUGGUCUACUCGGAGACACUGGCCCUGGCCGGCCACGACCAGGAGGUGCUGCUGGCUGCUGUGCAGCCCACCGAGGAGCAGGUGAUGGGGCGGCUCACGGCCCCCGUCGUCACCACCCAGCUCGACACCAAGAACAUCGCCUUCGAGAGGAACAAAUCCGGGAUCCUGGGCUGGAGGAGCGAGAAGACGGAAAUGGUGAAUGGGUAUGAGGCGAAGGUCUACGGCGCUUCCAACGUGGAGCUGAUCACACGGACACGGACCGAGCACCUCUCAGACCAGCACAAGGGCAAGAGCAAAGGCUGUAAGACCCCCCUGCAAUCCUUCCUGGGCAUCGCUGAGCAGCACGUGGGGCCCAACAAUGGGACGCUGAUCACGCAGACGCUGAGCCACGCCAACCCCACUGCCAUCACCCCCGAGGAGUACUUCAACCCCAACUUCGAGCUGGGCAACCGGGACAUGGGGCGGCCCAUGGAGCUCACCACCAAGACACAGAAGUUCAAGGCAAAGCUGUGGCUGUGUGAGGACCACCCGCUGUCCCUGUGUGAGCAGGUUGCCCCCAUCAUCGAUCUCAUGGCAAUAAGCAACGCGCUCUUCGCCAAACUGCGGGACUUCAUCACCCUGCGCCUCCCGCCCGGCUUCCCCGUCAAGAUUGAAAUCCCCAUCUUCCAUAUCCUCAACGCCCGAAUAACCUUCGGCAACCUCAACGGGUGUGACGAGCCAGUGAGCUCCCUGCGGCACAGCCCCAGCAGCGAGGCGCCCUCGCCCAGCAGCGACUCCUCCAGCGUCAGCAGCUCCAGCUCCCUCACCUCGUGCCGAGCGUGUGAGAUGGACCCGGCGCUGUUCGAGGUGCCGCGGGGGUACAGCGUGGUGGGCACCCACCAGGACGCCCUGCGGGAGGACGAGGAUGACCUGCUGCAGUUUGCCAUCCAGCAGAGCCUGCUGGAAGCGGGCAGCGAGUACGACCAGGUGACCAUUUGGGAAGCACUGACCAACAGCAAGCCGGGCACCCACCCCAUGUCGCACGAGGGCCGCCGGGGAGACAGGUUGGACUCCGCAGCACACGGCAGCCCCGCGUCCCCCCGCGGCCCCGGCGGCGGGGCCGGGCCGGGCGCCGGGCGCGCUGUUCCCCAGCUACGCGGAGCAGCUGCGCCUGGCCAUGGCGCUGUCGGCGCGGGAGCAGGAGGAAGCGGAGCGCCGGACGCGCCAGGAGGAGGAGGAUCUGCAGCGCAUCCUGCAGCUCUCGCUGACGGAGAAGUGACCCCGCAGCCCCGCUGAGCCCCCUCGUCCAUCCUAGUGGGGAUGGGGACGUGUCUGGGGACACACAGGGGGGAGCGGUGUGGGGGGAGCCAGCCCAAGAACUGCGGAGGGCGAAUGGGGAAUGGGGGAGCAGGAUUUGGCCCUGGGAGAGCGGCCCCAGAGCUGGGACAAUAUUGGGGUGAGGUGGGGGCGCCCCACAGCAGCACAGGGGUGGGGUGGGUGUUAACCAGGGCCCAGGGAGGGGACCCCACGGACUGUACCCUUUCUCCAGGACACCCUUGCUCCCCCAGCCGCCCCACGGGGUGCUGCUCAGCCCCUCACCCCAGGGAGGGUGGUGGGGGGCACAUCCUGCCCCGGAUGGGUGGCUGCCAGCUGUGUGGGGUCCCGGGGUGCCCCCAGAGCCAGGGGAUUCUGCCCAGCCCCCUGUUCCCCCCUGCCCAGGCGCUACCAAGUGCACUUACCCGGGAGCUGCUCUGCCUGCAGCAGGGGUGGGGGCACAGCCCUAUUGCACCCCCCAGCCAACGAGGGGCUGCACAGCUGCCCCCCACGGCACGGGGACUGCUGGGGCAGCUGAAGGGGUGCCUGUGGAGGGCAGCCCGGUGUCACCCCCCCUUAGCCCUGCUCGCACCCCUCCACCCUGCUCGGAUGCCCCCCCUUGGCAGCGCUGCACCCCCUGGUCCCGGGCACUGACCCCGAGAGAAACCUUCUGUCAAAUGGUGCUAACCCCGGCCCCUGCCCCGGCUGCUCCCCCUUUGCACACGGGGGGCCGGGGGCUGCGGGGUGGGGGGGGCUGGGCUCGCUCCCUG